Molossus molossus (Pallas's mastiff bat) is the source of this 2199-nucleotide messenger RNA. RefSeq names its product transglutaminase 7 (gene TGM7). Gene Ontology annotation, biological process: peptide cross-linking. Gene Ontology annotation, molecular function: protein-glutamine gamma-glutamyltransferase activity. The transcript has 13 exons. Lineage: Eukaryota; Metazoa; Chordata; Mammalia; Chiroptera; Molossidae. Bases 1 to 2199 code for a protein of 732 amino acids. The record is from RefSeq and is a predicted model, not a curated record.
AUGCCUCCAGGUUCUGAAAUGUUUGGGAAGGAUUUCAUGGAGGAGGUUGAUGCUGAAUUUUGUUUGAAGAAUGGUUACAUGGCAGCCUUAGAGCUCAGAUCUGUCAACCUGCAGAGCCCCAGGAACAACAGGGCUCACCACACGCAGGAGAUGGGCCUGAAGCGGCUCAUCGUGCGCCGGGGCCAGCCCUUCACGGUCCAACUGCAUUUCAACCGACCUUUCCACUCGGGGACGGACCACAUCACCUUUGUGGCUGAGACUGGACCAGCACCCACGGAGCUGUCAGGAACCCGAGUCACCUUCUCACUCACCCAGGCCCAACAAGGGAAUGUCUGGAGUGCUUCGGAAUUCACCAUGGACUCCAACUCACUCUCUGUUUCCCUUCGCACACCAGCCAAUGCGCUCAUUGGCUCCUACACUCUGACGAUAGAGAUCUCUCAAGGCCAGGGUUCUGUGACUCGCCCAGUGGGGACUUUCAUCUUGCUUUUUAAUCCUUGGAGUGCAGAGGACGAUGUCUACCUGCCAAGUGAAAUACUACUGCAGGAAUAUAUCAUGAUGGACUAUGGCUUUGUGUACAAGGGUCAUGAAAGAUUCAUCACCUCCUGGCCCUGGAACUAUGGGCAGUUUGAAGAGGGCAUCAUAGAUAUCUGCUUUGAGAUCCUGAACAAGAGCCUGUACUUCUUAGAGAAUCCGUCCAAAGACUACUCCCAGAGAAACGACGUGGUGUACAUCUGCAGGGUGGUGAGUGCCAUGAUCAACAGCAAUGAUGACAACGGUGUGCUGCAGGGGAACUGGGGAGAGGACUACUCCCUGGGGGUCAGCCCGCUGCAGUGGAAUGGCAGUGUGGCCAUCCUGCGGCAGUGGUCAGCCCGGGGCGGGCAGCCUGUGAAGUAUGGACAGUGCUGGGUCUUUGCAGCUGUGAUGUGUACCGUAAUGAGAUGCUUAGGUGUUCCAACCCGUGUUGUUUCCAAUUUCCGUUCUGCACACAACGUGGAUGGGAACUUGACCAUAGACACCUACUAUGACCGAAAUGCAGAAAUGCUGUCAACUCAGAAAAGAGACAAAAUAUGGAAUUUCCACGUGUGGAAUGAGUGCUGGAUGAUCCGGAAAGAUCUCCCGCCAGGAUACAACGGGUGGCAGGUUCUGGAUCCCACUCCCCAGCAAACCAGCAGCGGGCUGUUCUGCUGCGGCCCUGCCUCCGUGAAGGCCAUCAGGGAAGGGGAGGUCCACAUGCCCUAUGACACCCCAUUUGUGUAUGCUGAGGUGAACGCCGAUGAGGUCAUUUGGCUCUUCAGGGAUGGCCAGGUCCAGGAAAUCCUGGCCCAUAACUCCAAUUCCAUCGGGAAGAAAAUUAGUACCAAGAUGGUAGGAUCAGAUCAGUGCCAGGACAUCACCAGUUUCUACAAGUACCCAGAAGGAUCCCCUGAGGAGCGGUCUGUGUUCAUGAAGGCAUCCCGGAAAAUGCUGGACUCCAGAAGGGCCUCUUCUCCCUUCCUGGACCUGCUGGAGUCCGGGCGUGUUCGGGACCAGCCAGCGCAGCUGCAGCUGUACCUGGCCAGGUCACCAGCGUGGGGCCAGGACCUGCUGCUGAAGCUGCAUGCCAGGAGGGUGCCAAACAGAGCCCAUGCCCGGGGUCCCCUCAGGCUGGUGGUGCGCUUCUGCGCACAGGCCCUGCUGCACAUGGGUGGCUCCCAGGAGCCCCUUUGGAGGCAAAUAGUGCACUUGAACCUGGACUUUGGGGAGGAGACACAGUGGCCGCUCUUGCUACCCUACAACAAUUUCAGAAACAAGCUGACGGAUGAAAAGCUGAUUCGCGUGUCUGGCAUUGCUGAGGUGGAGGGGACGGGGAGGUCCAUCCUGGUCCUGAAAGAUAUCUCUCUGGAGCCUCCCCACUUAUCUAUCCAGGUGUCUGGGAGGGCUGAGGUGGGCAAGGCACUGCGAGUCCACGUCAUCCUCACCAACACCCAAACGUCGCCCCUGAGUCACUGCACGAUGGUGCUGGAGGGAAGUGGCCUCAUCCACGGACAGAUAGCAAAUGAGCUUGGGACUCUGGUGGCUGGACACACCAUCCAAAUUCAUCUGGACCUCUACCCCUUCAAAGCUGGACCCCGCCAGCUGCAAGUCCUCAUUAGCAGCAACGAAGUCAAGGAGAUCAAGGGCUACAAGGACAUCUUCGUAGCUGCAGCCAGGCCUUCUUGA